This is a messenger RNA of Brassica napus (rape), 688 nucleotides long. RefSeq lists its product as uncharacterized. Bases 275 to 658 code for a protein of 127 amino acids. Lineage: Eukaryota; Viridiplantae; Streptophyta; Magnoliopsida; Brassicales; Brassicaceae. The record is from RefSeq and is a predicted model, not a curated record. The transcript has a single exon.
UCAAGUAUUUAUUUGAUUUUGAAAGUCACUAAAGAUUUACAGCAACUAGUAAAUUAGUAAUACUCCUGAAACAUCUGUUCUGUUACAUUGAGAAUUUGAAACAAUUAAUAUUUGAUUAAGAGAUUUGAUAGUUAAGAUGGGUCCUACAUAUGUUCAUAGGAUAAACACAUCUCAAGAAAUUCUUUGGUGGUUUAAUCAUUGAAACACUCUUCUUCCUGGUUUUCCUCCUUGGUGAAUCAUUACAAAUUUACUUGGGAUUUUUAUAGGAAAAUGAAUGAUUCUUUAUUAUAUUAUCAACGCACCAACGUACGAACUAUAUCUUUCACCAUUCAUUUACACUAUAGCCAAACCCACAAGAUCCUUCAUCCUAAAAGAUCAUAUCUUCAUGAAGGUCUUCCACAAGUUCCGAAAGAUUUUCAUGAGGCUCAUCGACCUCACCAUCCCUUCCUCCUCUCGCCGGAAGAAGAACGGUUGUGAGGGAGAGAGGUCUGAGCCGCCAAAGAUAUCGUGCAGUAGUUCGUACUAUUCAUCUCACGUACCCUUCAGUGAAGCUAUCGCAGACUGCAUUGAGUUCUUCAACAAGUCUUCCACUAUGUCUUGUGAUGCGGGUCAAGAACUGGUCAUGUCAGUUGACGUUCGUGACUGUUUUUACGUUUAGUCACAUCUCUAAAACUCACAUGUAUCUUUU